This is a messenger RNA of Cricetulus griseus (Chinese hamster), 1212 nucleotides long. The record is from RefSeq and is a predicted model, not a curated record. NCBI's taxonomy places the organism in Eukaryota, Metazoa, Chordata, Mammalia, Rodentia, Cricetidae.
AUGGAAGAAAGCAGUCCUCCAUUAGAAAUCCCCGCACUUCUCUGCAGCAAACUUGGAAUUCACCUUCACUUCCUUCCUCCUUGCUCUGCCGAUCAGUCAUCUCAGAUGCACAUCCCAUGGUCAUUCUGCACACCUAAGUGCUCCUCAGUACUUAACCAUGCAGUAUUGGGUCCUUACAUCAAAGAUACCUUAAUGGUCAACAUCAGGAACACUAGUGAAGAAUUCCUAAGAUUGCAGCUAAACACCCCAGCCUGGAGGACUAACAGCACAGCAAUGAAUGAAAGUGAUUACAAUCAACAUUUAUAUUGUUCUACAAAGUUCUAUACCAUGAAUAUUCUUGCAGUCAUCAUUGCCCUGAUUGGUAUGGCAGGAAAUGUCAUAGUGCUGUGGCUUCUGGGCUUCCACAUGAAAAGAAAUGCCUUCUCGGUCUACAUCUUCAACCUGGCUGGGGCUGACUUCCUCUUCCUCUUCUUUCAGACUCUAUAUUGCCUGAAGGAAAUACUUCAUUAUGUCCAUACAUUACUUUCUUACUUGUCCACCUAUUUGGUUUUGGUGUUAAAUUUUGCUUAUUUUGCAAGUCUGAGCAUGCUCAGUGCCAUUAGCACUGAGCGCUGCCUGUCUGCCCUGUGGCCCAUAUGGUACCGCUGUCAAAGACCAAGGCAUACAUCAGCUGUCAUGUGUGCCCUGCUCUGGGCCUUGUCCCUGAUAUUGAGCUUCAUGGAAGGGAGUGCAUGUGGCUCCUUCUUUAAUGGUUUUAUGGCUGGUUGGUGUAAAAGACUAGGUUUCAUCACUCUUGCUUGGCUAAUUGUUUUAUUUGUGGUUCUGUCAGGAUCCAGCCUGGCCCUGAUUCUCAGAGUCUUCUGUGGCUCACAGAGGAUUCCUGUGACCAGGUUGUAUGUGACCAUUGCCUUCACAAUGCUGGUUUUCCUGCUCUUUGGCUUGCCUUACGGGAUCAACUGGUUUUUCUUAUUUUGGUUUGGGGGUGAUUAUCCAUCUUUCCUUUGCUAUGUUUAUCAAAUGUCAAUAUUGCUAUCCUGUGUCAACAGCUGUGCCAACCCCAUCAUUUACUUUUUUGUUGGCUCAAUUAGGCAUCACCAAUUCCAGAGGCAGACUCUGAAGAUUCUUCUGCAGAGUGCCAUGCAGGACACUCCUGAGGAUGAAGGUGGAGAGGGGAAGUCUACUAGACAGGAAACAGUCUACUGCUACAGCUGA